AUGUCGACGAAGACAAUUACCAUCACGAGGAAUCCCCAGGAUUCCAUGGUGUCCACAUGGCGCCAGGAUCGAUCUCAGUGGAACUUCUGGCACUGGAUGAUUGAGAUUCUCGGCUUACAUCUCAUCGAUCUCGAUAAAAACGUCCCUAUAUUCUCUAAGAAAGAUAAAAUCCCCGCCAUUAGAGAAUGGACCGUCCACCUAUGGAUUCUAUCGCACGCCAUCAUCCCUCUGGGUUUACACCAUCUCUACGUACGCUAUACGGGCCACAACCUAAGUCUCCUGGGCGCCUUCGCACUAUAUUCAACUGCCUUCAAGGCAAGCGGCAUUCACGAAAUGCAUAUCAUGCGCCGACUAGGUCAAGUCUACGGCUUCUUAGACGGCGACAAGCACCCACGAGACGAUAUCCCCGAUGUAGGCGUUGGGAAAGUUCUACGAGAACUAAUCUCCACGUCCUCUUUACGAAUGAUUAUGUCCAUUUACCUUACAUACCAACCUGAUGAGACUCCAUCUUCUCUACAGUGGAAAUGGCUACCUCUCGAAAUAGGCAUGUACAGUAUCACUGUCGACUUCUGGUUCUACUGGUAUCAUCGUCUAAUGCAUUCCGUCGGACCCCUAUGGAAAUUCCACCGACGACACCAUCUAACUAAGCAUCCAAAUCCGUUACUUUCUGCUUACGCGGAUCAUGAACAGGAAUUCAUGGAUAUCACCGGUAUUCCGCUCUUAGCGUAUACUACGUUGAAAUUUAUGGGUUUGCCGAUGGGUUUCUAUGAGUGGUGGAUUUGUUUUCAGUAUAUUGCUUUUUCGGAAUUUAUUGGACAUAGUGGAUUGAGGCUUCAUGGGGGUGCUCCGUCGACUUUUAAUUGGAUUUUGGAAUUCUUUGAUGCGGAGUUGGUUAUUGAGGAUCAUGAUCUUCAUCAUCGUUAUGGGUGGAGGAAGAGUCAUAAUUAUGGCAAGCAGACUAGGCUUUGGGAUAGGAUUUUUGGGACUUGUCAUGAAAGGAUUGAGAGUGUGAAGGAGAAUGUGGACUAUACGAAUCUGGUUACUAUGCCGCUUCUUUGA
This is a messenger RNA of Penicillium angulare, 1059 nucleotides long. Its product is annotated as sterol desaturase family protein. The coding region runs from base 1 to 1059 and encodes 352 amino acids. Lineage: Eukaryota; Fungi; Ascomycota; Eurotiomycetes; Eurotiales; Aspergillaceae. The transcript has a single exon. The record is from RefSeq and is a predicted model, not a curated record. Gene Ontology annotation, molecular function: C-4 methylsterol oxidase activity; iron ion binding. Gene Ontology annotation, biological process: ergosterol biosynthetic process.